Molecule: messenger RNA, 1154 nt
Organism: Cuscuta campestris
Lineage: Eukaryota; Viridiplantae; Streptophyta; Magnoliopsida; Solanales; Convolvulaceae
Source: the annotation of a GenBank genome assembly
AGUACUGGGGACCUGACUGAGAUUAAUCCCUUAGAUAUUGCCAGAGGGAUGAACUUGAGGGAGUUCCUAGAUGGGAAGAUGUGGAUGGAUCAGAGACUGAACGAGAUUUCUUCGAUGCCCCAUGCUAUUGAUGGAGUCAUCAUGAUUUACCUCCUCUCAUAAUCUCAUCACACAUGAGCUCCCAAUCGAUCGAUUCGGGCUUCUUAUCCGCCUUCACUAGUUCGGUGCCAACAUCGACAUCACACGGAGGAAUCCAGCGACAGAAUGUCGGAAACCCUCUGUGUGCCGCUACCCGAUAACUUCGAAAAACAGAGGUGACCGACGAUUAGUAGAGGAUAACGACAUACGACGGCGAACUAUUACUCCGACUAACAAGCUCCAAUUUCUUAGUCUCAGCUUGGAAGCAUAUAUAUUGGAGCAAUUAUGGCAAGAAAUAGCAGCAGCAGAAGCCGACAAAAGCCCAACCUACUGGUAACAGGAACACCGGGCACAGGAAAGACAACAAUGGCAUCUGCCCUGGCUGAGGCGGCUCAGCUUCGACACAUAAACGUUGGUGAUCUCGUCAGAGCUAAGAACUUGCACGAUGGCUGGGACGAUGAACUUGAUUGUUACGUCAUCAAUGAAGACCUUGUGUGUGAUGAGCUUGAAGACAUGAUGACCCAAGGUGGAAACAUUGUGGAUUACCAUGGCUGUGACUUCUUUCCCGAGCGCUGGUUUGAUUGUGUUGUGGUUCUUCAAACUGAGAACUCAAUUUUGUAUGAUCGCCUGAAGAAUAGGGGUUAUUCAGAUGCUAAGCUAAAUAACAACAUAGAAUGUGAAGUCUUCCAAAUGCUGCUGGAGGAGGCUAAAGAGAGUUACAGAGAGGAAAUCGUGGUUGCGUUAAAGAGCAACUCGGUUGAGGAUAUGAGUCACAACGUCGAAACCCUAACUGAUUGGGUUCACAGCUGGAGUACCACCUCAUUGUAAGAUGCUUUGUUUUUAAUAGUUCUCAUUCACAUCCCCUUUUUUGUGCCCUUAAAUUUUGUGGAGGAUCCCUAUGAAAAUGAAACAUUGUUUUAGAGUUUGGGUUUUUUUUCUUUUCAAAAUUACUAUUAUGGGCGAUUGUGUCUCAUUUUAACACUAUCGAAUCUCCUGAAGAAAUAGAAAAGAUUGUU